AUGCCUGUCCGCCUCCGGAUGGCCAUGCACGGCCGAAGACACAACCGUAUAUUCCACUUAGUCGCCAUUAACCAGCGCACAAGACGAGACGCAAAACCUAUGGAGCUAUUGGGCAUUUACGACCCCGCCCUUAAGCUCGGGGAGACACACAAGACUGUUAAAUGGAGUGUGGACAGAAUAAAAUACUGGCUGGGUGUUGGAGCACUGCCUAGUAAAUCUGUAGUCAAGCUCUUGGAAUGUGGUGGUGUAUUACCGCCAGACUCAAAGUAUCACCCGAAGGCUUUGGGUCCA
Messenger RNA from Suillus paluster, 291 nucleotides. Its product is annotated as ribosomal protein S16 domain-containing protein. The record is from RefSeq and is a predicted model, not a curated record. Gene Ontology annotation, biological process: mitochondrial translation. The annotation marks the transcript as partial. Gene Ontology annotation, cellular component: ribosome; mitochondrial small ribosomal subunit. The transcript has 2 exons. NCBI's taxonomy places the organism in Eukaryota, Fungi, Basidiomycota, Agaricomycetes, Boletales, Suillaceae. Gene Ontology annotation, molecular function: structural constituent of ribosome.